Aspergillus saccharolyticus JOP 1030-1 is the source of this 651-nucleotide messenger RNA. RefSeq names its product PaaI family thioesterase. The transcript has a single exon. The record is from RefSeq and is a predicted model, not a curated record. The annotation marks the transcript as partial. Lineage: Eukaryota; Fungi; Ascomycota; Eurotiomycetes; Eurotiales; Aspergillaceae.
GAACACCGCCUCCAAACGCACCCCCUCCUUCUCACCCUCCGCAACGACGCCUCCUACACCGAAACCCGCCCGCACCUAUCCAUGGUGCCCGCGCACCGCGCCUCGCACUUCGUCGCAGGGACGCUCUCCGGAGCGAACAAGGUGACCGUGCCACCUUAUAUGUUCACCCGGACCAAGCCUUCUCCAACCGCGCAGCCAACAACGCAAACAGCCCCAGCCCUCCACGCCAAAGAAGGAGGAGGAGCUGCUGCUGCUGCUGCUGCUGGAAACACACCCAAAACGAAAGGCCAAGUAGCCCAAACCGUCUCCCUCUUCCACCUCGGCACGACCCUGAAUGGUCACCCGGGGUACGUGCACGGCGGCCUGCUGAGCGUCAUGUUCGAUGAGACCUUUGCGCGGUGCGUGGCGGCCUCGUUUCCUUCUGGGGUGGGGAUGACGGCGAAUCUGUCGGUGGAUUUCCGGAAGCCCGCGCUGCCGGAUCGGGUGUAUGUGCUGCGGGCGGAGACGGUCAAGGUGGAGGGGCGGAAGGCGUGGGUUGAGGGGACGUUGACUUCGCUUCCUAACCCUGAUUCUCCUGCUGCUGCUGGUGAGGGGGAAGAAGGGACGAUGGUGGCGGAGGCGAGGGCGUUGUUUAUUGAGCCUAGGUUUGCG